AUGAGUUCCGCUACAUUAAACGGUGUAGGCUCUACCCUCAAGAUGUCCUCUUCAAAAGUUAUCGAUUUGGUGUCUGAUGAGGAAAAUUCGGAAAUUGAUGAUGCACCGCUCCACGGUGUUGUUCGAGGUAUUUCACGUGGCAUACCGCAACACCACCAAAAUGCAGCGUCGGAGGAUCUCGAAGCGGCUUUGGAUGCCAAUGGAAAUAGUGUAGGAGACGAAUUCGAAGAAGAAGAUGAUGACGAUGAUGAUGGUGGUGAAGAUGACGAUGAUUCUAUUGAUAGUAGCUUUAUAGAAGAUGCUAUUGAAGCUUUAACUGAUGAUAAUAUACUUGAUGAUCAUUCUGAUCCUGAGCGAUGCACUCGCAAGGAAAGUCAGCAUUAUCGUAACUUGCUUCGAAAACUCGGGCCCCGAGAAUUCUGUGCAGUUACUGUGGAAGCGGACGCUAUUACCGCUAAAAAGCUCUUGACUGCGUUUGGUGUCCUCCCACCGAUGCACCUUGAAGGUCUACCCGAUGAAGACUACUAUCAGUUUCUAAGUUUCGCUAUACGCCGUGAAUUGCAGAAACGUAUAAAAAUUCCGACGUAUAACACUGUCGACGAUGCUAUAGACCUCAUUAGAAAUGCCAAGAAAAUCAUUGUCCUCACCGGCGCUGGUAUUUCCACUUCUCUUGGUAUACCCGAUUUCAGAUCUGCAAAUGGACUGUAUGCACAGUUUGGACACUUGAAUCUCAACGAUCCUCAGGAGAUUUUCAACAUUAAUAAGUUCAAAGAAGACCCGUCAAUUUUUUUUAGUGUUGCAAAGGCCAUUCUGCCAGAAAUUGUUCGAUACUCCCCAACCCAUCAAUUUAUUGAACUCUUGCAGAGGAAAGGCAAAUUGCUCACCAACUACACACAAAAUAUUGACAACAUCGAAGGCCUUGCGGGAAUAGAUCCAGAAAAAAUCAUUCACUGCCAUGGAUCGUUCGCAACCGCCACGUGUCAAGUUUGCGGACACCGGGUAGAGGGCGAGAAAAUUUUCGAAGAGAUCAAAGCUGGGGUAAUCCCACGAUGCAAAAGGGCAAAUUGCCAUCCUGUUUAUCAAUCAACUAUCCCUCGCAAGCGUAAGAAAAAUUCGGUGGGUGGCAAGAAAAUGAAAAACGGACAAUAUAGUGACGACAACGAAAGCGAUGAUAUUCCCGAACCUGGCAUCAUGAAACCGGACAUCACUUUCUUCGGCGAAAAUCUUCCUGAUGCCUUCACGGAUAGACUCAGCAAACAUGAUAGAGAUCAAGUCGAUCUCGUCAUCACAAUCGGUACAUCCUUGAAAGUCGCACCAGUCAGCGAGGUAGUUCCAUAUCUUCCUAGCCACGUCCCACAAAUUCAAAUCAAUCGGGAUCCCAUUGGUCACCUCGCUUUCGACAUCGACCUUGUCGGUUUGUGCGACGUCGUCGUCUCGAAAUUGUGCAAGGAACUCGAUUGGGAGCUCGACCACCCGAUGAUUCCCAAGGAUCAAGAAAUUGAAAUUGAGACGCACCCCGAUUAUCCCCAUCGUCAUGAAUUCAAACAAACCCGCCCCGAACAACCACCGACACAGACACCGGCAUCAUUAGCUAAGUCGUCUUAG
Molecule: messenger RNA, 1605 nt
Organism: Botrytis deweyae
Lineage: Eukaryota; Fungi; Ascomycota; Leotiomycetes; Helotiales; Sclerotiniaceae
Exons: 2
Coding region: 1-1605 (534 amino acids)
Molecular function (GO): NAD+ binding
Source: RefSeq, a predicted model, not a curated record